Molecule: messenger RNA, 3297 nt
Organism: Komagataella phaffii GS115
Lineage: Eukaryota; Fungi; Ascomycota; Pichiomycetes; Pichiales; Pichiaceae
Product: Translation initiation factor eIF4G, subunit of the mRNA cap-binding protein complex (eIF4F)
Exons: 1
Coding region: 1-3297 (1098 amino acids)
Cellular component (GO): eukaryotic translation initiation factor 4F complex
Molecular function (GO): protein binding; mRNA binding; translation initiation factor activity
Source: RefSeq, a predicted model, not a curated record
AUGUCCAAUAAGAACGUGGAUACAGCUCCAGAUAAUGGUUCUGGUGGCUCCAAUUCCCCAGCUUCUGUGCCGCAUUAUCCACAGCAACACCGUGCUAAUUAUAAUCCUCAUAAGAAUCAUACUAAUCAUGGGGGCAAUAAUGGAGGCGCCCAGGGUUACAUGCAGCAUCAGCAACAGCAACAAAUGUAUUACAAUCAGAUGGGCUACCCUAUGCCGUAUCCGAAUGCUGGUGGCAAUUUCAACCAGAAUGUAUACUUGGUUCCUUAUAAUACUAUGGUUCCAGGUACUCCAUAUGGUGCAGGUGCCCCGGGCGUGCCUCCAAGCUACCCAGUGUCUCCUUCUCCAGCAUUCGCCUCUCCACAAAAGACUCAUGUGCCAGUAAGUCUGCGUACCCCUUCUGGAGAACCUAUAAAUUUGGUUCCUGCUGGGCAAACGAGUUCCAGUUCAUCCAAUGCCUCUCCUCAUGUUAAGUCUACCUCUAUUCCUCCUUCUGCUGUCACUAGUCCUGCUGCUUCCAUUGCUCCAACUGUUGCAUCACCGACUAAGGCCGCGGCUGGAUCUGAAGACGCUGGCAAGACUAGAGAUGCAUUCAAGCAGAUGGUUCAGGCUUUAGCUGCUAAAAAGAAGGCUGCAGCUGCUGCCAAGGCUGAAGGUAAAACAGAUGAUAAAAAGGAGUCUGUGGAGUCUAAGCCUAAGUCUGCUGUACAGCCCGAGACAAAGCCAAAAGUUGAGGUUAAGUUAGAGCCAAAACCAAAAGUUGAGGUCAAAUUAGAGCCAAAGCCAAAGGUUGAGAUUAAACUAGAGCCCAAACCAGUAUCGGAGGCUAAACCAGAGACAAAAACAGUACCUGAGGUUGAAGAACCUUCAACAGUUGCAACGAUCAAAUCAGAAUCCACACCAAUUGAGGAGCUCAAACCCAAAGUUGAGGUAACCCCAGAAGUUGCAUCCAAGCCUGAACAGGUUGAGUCUGCACAGGAGCCGGCUAACGAUGUAAAACCAUCUGAAGUCUCAGCUAAAGAGGUUCAAGAAUCCAAGGAGGAGUCUUUGAAACAACCUAAGGAAGCUUUGAAUGACAUUAAAUCCACCGAGGAGUCAAAUAAAAAGUUUUCUCUUCCAGAAGAGGAGUCUAACGAUCACCAGACACUUUCCCAAAUUCAAGGAGUUAAAGAUACAGAACAAUCGCAAGAAUUUGAAGAACCUCAAGGAACCCAGGAAACUCAGGAAACUCAGGAAACGCAGGAAACCGCAAAGCCUUUGGAAGCUCAAGCACCUCAAGAAAUUCAAGAAACCCAAGAACCUGAGGAAGUUCAGGAACAAACUCCUGAAACAUCUGAGACUGUUUCUUCUGUCACAGAAGAAGUGUCUCCAGCUCCAGCACCUGGAUUGCCCCUUUCAAAGUUCUUGGACAGAAUCAGAAAGGCUCCCGCCAUUUCAAACCCAUUCAAGCAUGAGUACUCAGGUGAUUUCCAUGGUCCAGACGAAAGUUUAAGUGGUCUGAAAACCAUCAAAUAUGAUCCGGGUUUCUUGAUCCAAUUCGCCACCUUCAACUUCCAUAUUGAUGAAGAUUUCAUCAACGAUGUCGGUUCUAAGGUUGUGAUCCCUGUCAACACCAGAAGAGACAAUUUUUCCAAGAGCAUGUCUACCAGCAAUUUCAAAGGUUCUGGUAGAAAUAUGGGUUCUAAUUUCAGAAAUGAUUUUGGAUCUAGAAACAACUCCAAGCAAGGUUCCAAGAAAAAGAAUAAAUCUCAAAAGAGCCAAUCUAGGAGGGGUCCAAAGUACUCCAAUGAAGAAGAACCUGCUGAACCAGCCGUGCCUGCUGAAUUGCCUAAUAGAGCUGCAAGCAAGUGGGUACCUCGUUCGUUAAGAAAUAAGGAGGCUGAAGUCAAGACUGCUCCAGACGGAUCUAUAAUAGUAUCAGAAGAAGACAUCAAAAGGAAAACUAAAUCCCUUUUGAAUAAGUUGACGUUGGAAUUCUUUGAUGAUAUCUCAAACGAUAUAAUUGCUUUGACCAAGCAAGCUCAAUGGGAAGAUGACGUGAAGACUUUGAAACAAGUUAUUGAGUCUAUAUUUGCAAAGGCUUGUGACGAACCCUACUGGUCUUCUAUGUACGCUAAAUUAUGCGCCAAAAUGUGCAAGGACACCCCACCUGAGAUCAAGGAAACUAAUGAGAAGGGAAAUACUUUCACCGGUGGUGAUUUGGUGAGAAGAGUGUUGAUUAAUAGAUGUCAAACCGAAUAUCAGAAAGGAUGGAUUGACCAGCUACCAACCAACGAGGAUGGUUCACCUCUAGAGCCAGAACUGAUGUCUGACGAAUAUUACAAACAAGCUGCUGCUAAACGUAGAGGUCUUGGUCUGGUUAAGUUCAUUGGUCAAUUGUACCAGUUGAACUUAUUAUCAGACAAUGUCAUUUUCCACUGUGUCCUUGGUCAGUCCAAAGAAACAGACAAUCCAUCAGAAGAUACUAUGGAGAACCUGGUUCAAUUAUUGGAAGCUGUAGGUUAUAGAAUGGAGAUGUCCAGUGAACCUAAGAUUAGAAGGGUUCUUGAUCUCGCCUUUGCCAACAUCAAGGCCAUUGUUGACGCUAACAAGAUUCCUUCAAGAAUAAGAUUUAUGCUCAUGGAUUUGAUGGAUCUAAGAAGAAAUGGCUGGGCUACAACAGAAGAGAACGCUGGUCCAAAGACCAUUCAAGAGAUUCACUUAGAGGCUGAGAUCAAGAGAUCAGAGGAGGAGAGAGAAAAAGAAAGAGACAGGCAUUCUCGUAGAGGACGUUACAACGACUCCAAACCUAACUCUCGUCAAAAGUCAUCUUGGGGAAGUUCAGUGGUUUCACCUAAUGAUAUUAGAAAUGCAGGCUAUGUUAGAAACUCUGACAAAUCUCUGGGGCCUGUCAACAGUUUUUCCAGGGGCAAGUCAUCCCGUCAAGCUUCAAAGCAAUCAAACAGUGAUUUUACCAGUGUUCCUAUCACUUCCAGUGGUAGUAGAACUGCUCUAAACCACUCUGGCGACAGCUCAACGUCUCUGAACGAACCUCAAUCAAGAGAAUAUUCAAAAAAAUCUGAAUCUAGGCCCGCUCCUUCCAACAUUUUUGCUGCAUUAGAGGAUCACGAUCAUGAUCAUGAACAUGGCCACGAACAAGAAGAAAACAAGCAUUCCAAGGAUCUCCAAAACGGAGAGGCCGAAGCACCUGAGGACGACAAUGUGGGAGAAAUAGCCCAAGCUGACGAAAAUGUGCAAGGGCAAGAGCAAGAGGAAGAACGAGAGGAAGAGCGAGAGCAAGAAGAGGAACAGGAAGUUUAA